Messenger RNA from Colletes gigas, 1332 nucleotides. RefSeq names its product protein FAM50 homolog. NCBI's taxonomy places the organism in Eukaryota, Metazoa, Arthropoda, Insecta, Hymenoptera, Colletidae. Bases 278 to 1318 code for a protein of 346 amino acids. Gene Ontology annotation, cellular component: nucleus. The transcript has 5 exons. Gene Ontology annotation, biological process: chromatin organization. The record is from RefSeq and is a predicted model, not a curated record.
AUGUUACACUAUUGCGAUUUUUACUGCCGCGUGAAAACGUACCUUUACAAGGCAAUUUAUUACAUGAUAUGAAAUCUUUGGUUAGGUUUUCCUGAAUCCAAAGAGAAAACAAAAUGCUUACUCGGCACGAAUCCGUGUCAUGUGUUGAUUAUACGUACAUAUAAAACGGUGAUCAAAGAUUCUUUAAAACGUUAUUUACAUUAUAAAAUUUAUUACUUGCAAUUGAUACGAUUUUAAAUAAGUAGUAAACCCUGAUUGUAUAAUAUUAGAAAACAAUAUGGCUCACUACAAAGGAGCAGCCAGCGAAGCUGGUAGAGCGAUGCAGUUAAUGAAGAAGCGAGAAAUUGCUCAGCAAGAAAUAGAAUUGAGGAAAAAGAAAAUAGAAGAUGAUCUAAAGAUUCAUAAUAUAGAGAAUAAAUUUGCUACCCACUAUAAUGCCGUAGAGCAACAAUUGAAAACUUCUACCAUUGGUUUGGUCACCUUAAAUGAAAUGAAAGCUAAGCAGGAAAAUAUAGUGAAGGAACGUGAAAGGAAACUUGCUCAAAAGGAACGCGAGAAAGAACAAGAGAAGGAGAGGGCUCUUGCCGCAAAACAAGCUGAAAAAAAUAAGCAGAAAAAACAAAUUCAAGCAUUAUCGUUUAAUUUGGAUGAAGAUGAAGUGGAACUUUCCGACGAAGAAGAAGAGACAAAGUUGGAGGAGACAAAACUGGAUGAUAGCGAACCGGUAAUAAAAAAGAUAAAGAAAAAUCCAGAUGUAGACACAAGUUUUUUACCCGAUAGAGAACGAGAAGAAGAAGAAAACAGGUUGAGAGAAGAGUUAAGACAAGAAUGGGCUAGAAAACAAAAUGCACUGAAAGAAGAAGAAAUUGAAAUUACUUUCAGUUAUUGGGAUGGGUCUGGACACAGACGAAGUGUUGUUAUGAAAAAAGGUAAUUCUAUUUAUCAGCUUCUUCAAAGAUGCUUAGAAGUUUUAAGGCGUGAAUUUAGUGAACUUAAAACGGUUAUGGCAGACCAAUUAAUGUAUGUGAAGGAAGACCUUAUUUUACCCCAUCAUUAUACAUUUUAUGAUUUUAUUGUAACAAAGGCAAGAGGAAAGAGUGGACCUCUUUUCACAUUCGAUGUGCACGAUGACAUUCGUGUUAUGCACGAUGCUUCUGUAGAAACAGAAGAAUCUCAUGCAGGGAAAGUGUUGCUUAGAUCUUGGUAUGAAAGAAAUAAACAUAUAUUUCCUGCUAGUAGAUGGGAACCUUUUGAUCCAACAAAAAGUUACGAUAAAUAUACGGUUUCCGAUAAAAAUAAAAAAAAAGAUAAAAUUUAAUGAAAAGCAAAUUA